Mya arenaria is the source of this 1528-nucleotide messenger RNA. RefSeq lists its product as uncharacterized. NCBI's taxonomy places the organism in Eukaryota, Metazoa, Mollusca, Bivalvia, Myida, Myidae. The coding region runs from base 605 to 928 and encodes 107 amino acids. The transcript is spliced from 3 exons. The record is from RefSeq and is a predicted model, not a curated record. Gene Ontology annotation, cellular component: membrane.
AGUGCAGCAACCUAAGGCGUGUUUUUAUGUUUCCACUAAUCCGACCGACCCUAUUUUUUGCCUCCCGACCCUGCCCUUUUUCUGCCGUAUUGUGGCUUUGGAAAGUGUUAAUAGUGUACAGAAAUCCAGGUUCUUAAAAAAAGGAAAAACAAUGUUAUGCCUACCUACCGACUCUAUUUUAUGGAGAUGUUGAUGGAAACAAAGAACUUUUUGGCCUUAGCUAAAUAGCACUUAAAACAAGGAAUCUCCGAUCACAAAUGAUCAGCAUUUGAACAUCUGUAGCAUUUACACUUGUAACAAGAAUCGUAAUAAAAAUAUGGACCAAGGCCAGAACAUAAUCUUCAUAUAAACACAGGUAUUUUGUCAGAGAAAAUCUACAAACCAAUGAUAUAUUCAUACAUGCUUACCCUAGAUCGACGAAUAAGAGAGGAAAUAUUGAAGAUGGCGUUGAAAAUGUUAUCUCAGUCUUCGGCAGUGCUUAAAAUUGGAGUACUGUUUGUGAUUAUAUCAUUCAUCUUAUGCUCUGUUUCAUUCGCAACACCUAGCUGGAAAUACGACUCACCAAGCUUCCAUUAUGGACUAUGGCAAUAUUGUGUAGAAAGUGAUGAAGAUUUGCUUACUUAUUGUAUACCACACGAAUACUAUUCGAAUUUCUAUACUGUCACAGGAUGGGUCCGAGGAGUACAGGCACUGGCAGCAGCAGGAUACAUACUCCUCGUGGUGGGUGUGGUCAUGUCACUCGCCCUCCUCUGUUGUACCUCCAGUCGCAGGGUCGCCAGCUCCAACCCGUGGAUCUUGCUGUUUGCAGGAGUUUGCUAUGAAGCCGCGAUCAUUAUUUUCGUAUGGAAGAACAGCUUUCAUAACAUUGGCUACUCCUGGUACGUCGGUGGCAUUGGAUGCAAUUUGGCUUUGGUUGCCGCCAUCUUGACCCAUUGUGAUAACAGACAAAUGGUGGAAAGGGCCGCAGAGUUUUCAAUCCCACCACCUGGUAAUACACAUGUCAGUCACAAACAAGAUGGCAUCCCUUAGUAUAAUCUGCAACUUAAUACUUAAUAAUCAGGUUGAAACACCAAUCCGGCGAAUGGAUCACAAAGUUAAGAAAGCGGCACGAUUAGUCUACCGCCUGACAACAAGGAAUUCGAGAUGAAGUUUGACGACCGUACAUGUGACAGCAAGAUGUAUGCUGAAGUUAAAUUAAAAGCGUAUACACUCUGUUCAGGUCUGGGGGGUUUUCAAGAGGACUUUUGUCAUACGACAAAUUUAAAUGGAGUCUAUAGUGACUAAUAAUACAUCAAUAUGCCUGUUCAAUUAUUGCGUGUUUUAUUUUACAGUUUUGCACUAAACUGUUGUUAAUAAUAAAGUAUGUUUGCAAUCUAAAGCAAAUGGAAUGUUUACAUGAAUUCUACUUAUCAUUUUUAUAUCUGUAUAUUUGGAAUGUAUUGUUUAGAAUACCUAUGAUUAGAUAUCGCGAUUGCCAAAAUGUAUUUGUUGAUAAAUACAACAUAGGUCAAUAAACUGUUCAUACGCA